Messenger RNA from Alternaria infectoria, 471 nucleotides. Its product is annotated as Ubiquitin-conjugating enzyme E2 1. The transcript is spliced from 2 exons. NCBI's taxonomy places the organism in Eukaryota, Fungi, Ascomycota, Dothideomycetes, Pleosporales, Pleosporaceae. The coding region runs from base 1 to 471 and encodes 156 amino acids. Gene Ontology annotation, biological process: protein polyubiquitination; ubiquitin-dependent protein catabolic process. Gene Ontology annotation, cellular component: nucleus. The record is from RefSeq and is a predicted model, not a curated record. Gene Ontology annotation, molecular function: ubiquitin conjugating enzyme activity.
AUGAUCUGCCACGCGGCUGGGCGAACGAAGAACCACACUGGACAUGACACUAACAACACGCAGUUCCACUGGCAAGCAACCAUCAUGGGUCCCGGCGACUCACCAUAUUCCGGCGGUGUCUUCUUCCUAGCAAUCCACUUCCCAACCGACUACCCCUUCAAGCCCCCGAAGGUCAACUUCACCACCCGCAUCUACCACCCCAACAUCAACUCCAACGGCAGCAUCUGCUUGGACAUUCUGCGAGACCAAUGGAGCCCUGCUCUUACUAUCUCAAAGGGUGCGUUACCCGAGUCCCCUAUGUCGAGUAGAAUACAUACUGACAAAAACACAGUGCUGCUGAGUAUCUGCUCGAUGCUGACAGACCCAAACCCCGACGACCCGCUCGUCCCCGAGAUCGCACACGUCUACAAGACCGACCGGUCCCGCUACGAAUCGACGGCGCGCGAGUGGACCCGAAAGUACGCCAUCUAG